Macrobrachium nipponense is the source of this 2716-nucleotide messenger RNA. Its product is annotated as transient receptor potential cation channel trpm-like. The transcript is spliced from 4 exons. Gene Ontology annotation, biological process: protein tetramerization; metal ion transport; monoatomic cation transmembrane transport. NCBI's taxonomy places the organism in Eukaryota, Metazoa, Arthropoda, Malacostraca, Decapoda, Palaemonidae. Gene Ontology annotation, molecular function: monoatomic cation channel activity. Bases 75 to 2414 code for a protein of 779 amino acids. The record is from RefSeq and is a predicted model, not a curated record. Gene Ontology annotation, cellular component: plasma membrane.
UUCUUUUUCCUCCCUCCAGGUAUUUAAGAGUUUUAGAAAUUUUAUCCGCUAAUAAAUAUUUGGGGCCAUUGGUAAUGAUGAUGGGAAAGAUGAUUAAGAAUAUGGCAUAUUUUGUUGUACUCUUACUUGUUGUUCUCAUGGCCUUUGGUGUAUGCCGUCAGAGUAUUCUUUUUCCAAAUGAAGAACCACACUGGAGAUUAGCACGACACAUAUUUUACCAGCCAUAUUUCAUGUUGUAUGGUGAAGUGUUUGCUGAUGAUAUUGACCCUCCCUGUGGUGGUGAAGGUGAAAUUCCAUGUCAUCCAGGCCGCUGGGUCACACCUACAGUCAUGUCCAUGUACUUAUUAGUUGCUAAUAUACUACUCAUCAACCUUCUUAUAGCUGUAUUUAAUAACAUAUUCACAUCAGUUAAUGCAAUCUCACAUCAAGUGUGGAUGUUCCAAAGAUUUCAGGUUGUGAUGGAAUUUGAAAGUAAACCCGUGUUCCCACCUCCUCUCAUCAUCUUUUCUCACAUACAUCGUAUAAUUAAAUAUGGAUGUAGGAGGUGGAAAGGAAAACCUUUCUUUUAUGAUAAUGGCUUGAAACUAUUCUUGGAUGUUGAAAGUCUAGAGCGGGUCCAUGACUUUGAGGAGGAAUGUAUGAAUGGAUUUAACAGAGAAAAGGAGCUCAAAGAACAGAUGAGCACUGAAGAACGUGUACGUGUGAUGGCUGAACGAACAGAGGGAAUAAUGCAAAAAAUAGAAGAUAUGCAAAACAAAUUUAUUGCUGCAAUGAGUUCCUUUAACAAUUUAGACUUUCAUGUGAAACGUCUGGAAGAAACGGUUGAGCAAACUAAAAAUAGCUAUGCAGUUGUUCAUAGAUUUAUGCUUAGUCACGUAGGAAGAAAAGGGAGUUCACGUUCAGGCUCUGCAACACCAAGAUCUGAUGGGGGUGAAACACCAAGAUCCCUUUCUCAAACAAGUCUUCAUCAACUGCUUGAAGAAACAGCGAGACAGAUGAGGAAAAGACCAGACAUAGAGCCUGAAACAAGUGAUAAAGAAAUGAGUGAUACCACUGAUGCAGAGCUUGAAGGUAGUAGCAGCCGCAAACCUCACAAACCUACCUCGAUUGAGUUGGAAAUGGAGAAAUCUUUCAAGUCCUCAAUGUCUCCACAUCAAAUGGAAGACUUUGAACUAGAGUCUGCCAUGGCAACUAAUCAUGCAAGGGCAACUAAAGGCAAGCCUCGUCCAUCAAAAACUAGGUUAGAUUCUGAAUCAGGAAGUUCACUUGGUCGUGCAUCAAGAGAACGCAAACUUUCUGGUGGAAGAAAGAGCAGUAUCCGUAAAUCCAGGAAAGGGUCAGAUGAAAACAAACCUUUCAGUCCAUCACGUGUUUGCUUCUUAGAGUCCCAGAUUGCUGGAGAUGACUCAGACUCUGGAGAUGCAGUUGAAAGACAGCUGGAACAAGAAGACAGUCAGUUAAGAUAUAGGAGAAGUAUGUCUGCACCCAGUGAACCAGUGCAUACUAACGGAAGCUAUGAAAGGAGCCAUUCAUCCGUUUCAAGUAGACCUAGAAUACAAGUCAUUCCACCAUCAUCACCACCCCCUAUUUUCACCUUCACUAGUGAGUACACAAGCCUUGCAGAUGAACUUGAAACUGUAUGCAUGGCAAGGUUGUCUCCACCCUGUUCACCAUUAGAUUUUAGUCGAAGAGGUGAACCACAAUUACGACGUCGUUUUUACUCUGAAUCUGCUGGCAUAUCCAUUACUAUUAGCUCUAAUCCACUUCGAGAUGCAGAAGAAGCUGACUACCAGCUCAUGGAAGGUUUGAUACAAAGAAGAAUGCAUAGGGACUCAGAAAACUUAGCAGUCUCAUUAGAAGAUCUAUGCUCUAUAAGAACUGAUUGUUCAGACACUGAAGAUGGAACAGUACAAACAACAGCAAGAGGCCGAAGAGGAUCUAGGGUUUCAGAAUUGAGAAAAAGACAUAGCACCACAAGCAUAGACAGAAACACUUCUGAAAGGCUUUCUGUACCCAGCUCAUUUCAGUAUAAUUCUCCUAAAGUGGUAUCUCCAACUAACCUCCACGUUUCCUUGAUAUGUGGUGAUGGAUCCCGUUUAGCUGCAUCACAACCAGGUACACCCAGUACCCGAAGAUAUUCGCUACAAAGAGAUAUACAUAAUCAGUGGUCUUCCUCGAGUGCAAUACCAGUAACUGGGGGAGGGCUAACACCAAGAACUUCACCCCGUCCAGGUUCCCCAGCAAGUGAUCAACAACAGUCCCAAAAUCCAAAUACAAGUACUGAAGUUCUAGAGAAAACAGAUUUCGCCACAAAUCCUCAAGAUUCUCAGUCACACAUGGCGACUCUUCAGGUGCCCAGUGUUGAAGAGUCAGAAGCUAGACCUCGAGACACCAUAACAGAAACUGAAUGUUAGGAGUAAUAAAGUAUUUACCAAUAUUAAACUAGUUUCAAAAUAUAUAUUAAAUUAGGGGAAAUUUUAAUAGGAAAAUUUUAUAUAUAACCGAUUCAUCAGCGAAAUAAAAUGCUGUAUAGAAAGUUUUAAAUAUGUAUAUAGUUUUAGAUGAAAUUACAACGAUCUUUUAUUGUUUUUAUUUAUUUAUUACUUGUGUUGAAAUUUCAUGACAAACGCAAUACAAAUUGGAACUGUAAAUAUUUUACACUGGUUAUAUUCUGUGCCAUAUUUGUUGUGUUUAAAAAACUGAAAUUGUUGAUGAA